AUGUCAACAUUGUAUUUGGAGGCAGCCAAAGUAUUGAACAAGAUUGAAAAAAAGAAUGUAGGAGUACGUUCAGCUAUCUAUUCAGAAAAGCAAAGGAAAUGUAACAUUAGAAAGUUAAGUGCACUAGUUCAUGGAGUAAAUAGAAAAAAGAAAGAGCUUGAAGUUAUUCUUCAAAAAAGCCAUUUGUUAAAAGGUUCAGACAUUAGCCAAAUUACGAAUUAUUGGCUAUUAUUGGUAUUAGCAUACGAACAACUAUUUGGGAGUUUGAAGAUUCAGGGGGGAGGAGCUCUAGCAAGAUUGGUUCGAAAGAAUAAAGAUAAGCUUUAUGAAUGUUUUGCUAGAGAGUAUCCUGAGUUGGUUAAUGAAAAACACCAUUUAAAGGUUCAUGAGAAAAUUCCAAGGUAUUUAAGGGUAAAUACUAGUAUUGAAAGCACUGAGUCAGUAUUAAAUUCAAUUUUGGAGCAAAUAAGACAGACAGAUCAAUUCAGAAAUGAAAAUGAGGAUUUUUUAAAGUAUGUUUGGAUUGAUAAAGAUAUUAAAAAUUUAAUUGUUUGUAAGAACGAGAUUGCCAAACUGUUAUGUUUAGAUAGGAUACCAAGUAAUAAUGAGUUAAUUAAAACAUCUAAAGUUGCAUUGCAAGACAAGGGAAGUUGUUUUUCUGCAGUAUGUGCAAAAAUAACUCCUGGAGAUUUUGUAUUAGAUGCUUGUUCUGCUCCUGGAAGUAAAUCAUUGCAUAUUAUUGAUAUGUUUAAAAGAAAAGGGCGAUUGGUCGCUUUAGACAAGGACUUUAAUAGAAUAAAAACUUUGAUAAAAAGGAUCUCGGAAGUUCCAUAUUUAGCUGGACCUUUUAUUUAUAAGAGCAAGAACUUUGAACUGGUAGAAAUUGAAGGAAUAACAGACGAAUGUUUAUCAAAUGAAAUUGGCUGCAUAUUUCUGGACAAAGAAUCAAAACUUAUUAAGGACAAUAAAUCAAUAAAUAUUAGUAGUUUGGAUAAGACUCAAGCACCUGAUCUACUUAUUCAAAUAGCAAAAUGUGAUUUCCUAAAUCUGAUACCUGAUACAGACGAUCACCAUUUACCUUGGUAUCACUUUAGAAAUACCAUAUCUAACAUACGUGUAAUUAUUUUAGAUCCUUCUUGUUCAGGUAGCGGACUACCUCAACAUGGUAAAGUUGAAAAUGAAAAUAUAGAAAAAAGGCUUAAAAGUUUAUCAGAGUUUCAGACUAAAAUGCUAAUACAUGCUCUAACUUCGUUUCAAUCUGCCAAUACCAUUUGUUAUUCAACUUGUUCGGUAUUCACAGAAGAAAAUGAACAAGUUGUGUUUAAUUCUCUCGAGAAGUGUAAAGAUAGUGAAAAUUCACGAUUUUCACUUGACUUUGCGGUUGAAAACUGGGAGAACCCCCCUAGAACAUGCCAGAAUUAUUCUUUUAGUGAGAUUUACAAAAAAUGUUUAUUUGUAAAUCCUGAAACUCAUAAUUGCAGAGGAUUUUUUCUCGCAAAGUUUGUAAAAAAUUCGUCUAUUUGA
This is a messenger RNA of Cryptosporidium ubiquitum, 1524 nucleotides long. RefSeq lists its product as uncharacterized. Gene Ontology annotation, cellular component: nucleolus. Gene Ontology annotation, biological process: rRNA base methylation. Gene Ontology annotation, molecular function: methyltransferase activity. Bases 1 to 1524 code for a protein of 507 amino acids. Lineage: Eukaryota; Apicomplexa; Conoidasida; Eucoccidiorida; Cryptosporidiidae. The transcript has a single exon. The record is from RefSeq and is a predicted model, not a curated record.